AUAACCGCACGUGAAUCCUUUCCAAAGUUGUCCUCCUCCUAUAUACAAGUGGCAUGUGGCCACGACUGACACUAUAGUAUUGGUGGGACUUUAAGGUUGGAUGACACGGUGAAGGACUUAAGCGCAAAAGAGUUUCUGAAGGAUCCUUUGACCUGACUCCAGUUCUACGGACCCAUGAUAAGUUCUCAAAAGGACGAGAAAGGACACAUAUUGAUGAGCCAAUAUGCCAUCCGGAUCAGUGAAAUUGCAAAGUAUUAAAAAGCUUGGACAGGAGAAUCACAGCUAUGACAUUACAGGCGAAGAACCAGCUGGCUCCUACAUGACCAUGUCAACUUCUAAAGAGAAGGAGAAAGGGAAGGAGAGCAAGGAGCAACCUGCAAUUCGAGUCGGCUUCUUUCAGCUGUUUCGUUUUGCCACUUGCAAGGAAGUGCUGAUGAUGGUGAUAGGGAGCAUAUGCGCCGUGCUGCACGGUUCGGCCCAGCCCCUUAUGCUGCUGGUGUUCGGCCUGCUCACUGACACCUUCAUUGAGUACGACAUUGAGCUGAAUGAGCUAAGAGACGAUCGGAAGGAGUGCGUGAACAAUACCAUCCAAUUUACAAAGAACUACACUGAUACAUUAGUAGGCGUGAUCUUGUCAAACUGGAACGCUAUCAACUAUUCAGAGUGGGGAAACCACUCAUCGUCGACGGGCAGGUCAUGCGGGAUUCUUGACAUCGAAUAUGAAAUGACCAAAUUUGCCUUCUACUAUGUUGGAAUUGGAGUAGCUGUCUUCAUUUUGGGAUACUUUCAGAUCUCUCUAUGGGUCACUGCUGCUGCCAAGCAGAUCCAGCUCAUACGGAAAAUCUACUUCAGCAAAGUGAUGAGGAUGGAGAUUGGCUGGUUUGACUGCACCUCGGUGGGAGAGCUGAAUACACGCAUGUCUGAUGACAUCAACAAGAUCAAUGACGCCAUUGCAGACCAAGUCGCCAUUUUUCUGCAGCGUUUCACCACAUUCGUGUGCGGCUUCUGCAUCGGCUUUGUGAAAGGAUGGAAGUUAACGCUUGUGAUUGUGGCAGCAAGUCCACUCAUUGGCGUUGGAGCUGGUCUCAUGGCACUGUUUGUGGCGAAACUGACAGGCAUGGAGCUGCAGGCCUAUGCUAAAGCUGGAGCCAUCGCAGACGAAGUCCUCUCCUCGAUCAGAACGGUGGCUGCUUUUGGCGGAGAGAAUAAAGAAGUGCAACGGUAUGACAAGAAUCUUGUGUCAGCACAACGCUGGGGGAUCAGAAAGGGUUUGAUCAUGGGCUUUUUCACUGGAUACAUGUGGUUGAUUAUCUUCUUGUGCUACGGCCUGGCUUUCUGGUAUGGUUCCAGUCUUGUCGUGGACAAAGAAGAAUACUCACCAGGAACCCUUUUGCAGGUAUUCUUUGGUGUUCUGAUAGCAGCUAUGAAUUUGGGACAGGCAUCGCCAUGUCUGGAAGCAUUUGCCGCAGGCCGUGGAGCUGCCACCAUCAUCUUUGAAACCAUUGAAAGAGAGCCUGAGAUCGACUGUUUAUCUGAGGCAGGAUAUAAACUUGAUAGAGUCAAAGGUGACAUUGAAUUUCAUAAUGUGACCUUCCAUUACCCUUCCCGACCGGAAGUUAAGAUCUUGGACCGGCUCAGUGUCAUAGUGAAGUCAGGCGAGACCACAGCUUUUGUCGGAGCGAGCGGCGCCGGGAAAAGCACAGCUGUCCAACUUAUUCAGCGCUUCUAUGACCCCAAAGAGGGCAUGGUUACCCUGGACGGUCAUGACAUCCGUGGGCUGAACAUCCAAUGGCUGCGUUCGCUCAUUGGCAUCGUGGAGCAGGAGCCUGUGCUGUUCGCCACCACCAUCGCUGAGAAUAUUCGCUACGGUCGACCUGCCGUCUCAAUGGAGGACAUCAUCACUGCCGCCAAAGAAGCCAACGCGUACAACUUUAUAAUGGACCUGCCACAGAAAUUUGACACGCUAGUAGGAGAGGGUGGUGGUCAGAUGAGUGGCGGUCAGAAGCAACGUAUCGCAAUCGCCCGGGCACUGGUCAGGAACCCUCGCAUCCUGCUGCUUGACAUGGCCACCUCUGCCUUGGACAACGAGAGUGAGGCCGUGGUACAAGAGGCCUUAGAUAAAGUGCGGAUGGGACGGACCACCAUCUCCAUUGCCCACCGGCUGUCCACUAUAAAGAACGCCGACGUGAUUGUGGGUUUCGAGCACGGCCAAGCUGUUGAGAGGGGCAAGCACAGCGAGCUGCUGGACAGGAAAGGCGUCUACUUCACUCUUGUCACCUUACAGAGCCAAGGAGACAAAGCUCUCAACGAGAAAGCUCGCCAAAUGGCUGAAAAUGAAGACGCACAAGAGAAGCUCAGCCUGUCCAGAGCGGGAAGCUACCGGGCCAGUAUGAGAGCCUCCAUCCGCCAGAGAUCCCGAUCCCAGCUUUCCAACUUAAUUCCAGAUUCCUCUGUUUCCAUUGCUGGAGAGCUGGGCACAACAGCCUUCGCUAUAUCUCAAGCAGACAAAUCCAAGAAUGCAAUUCAAGAGGAGGAAGAGGAGGAGCCAGUGGAGCCAGCACCAGUUGCCAGAAUCUUGAAGUACAACAUGCCCGAGUGGCCUUACAUGCUUUUUGGAUCUUUGGGGGCAGCUGUGAAUGGAGGAGUCAACCCCGUCUACUCACUUCUAUUCAGUCAAAUAUUGGCGACUUUCUCACUUACAGAUCCCAUAGCUCAAAGAAAGGAGAUUGAUGGUAUCUGCCUGUUCUUUGUCAUGGUGGGCGUUGUCUCUUUCUUCACUCAAAUGCUGCAGGGCUAUGCCUUCUCCAAGUCUGGGGAACUGCUCACCCGACGGUUACGUCGUUUGGGCUUUCAUGCCAUGCUUGGCCAGGAGAUUGGCUGGUUUGAUGAUCACAAAAAUAGCCCUGGAGCUCUGACCACACGCCUGGCGACAGAUGCCUCGCAAGUUCAAGGGGCCACCGGCUCCCAGAUCGGCAUGAUCGUCAACUCUCUGACCAACAUUGGUGUGGCCAUCCUCAUGUCCUUCUACUUCAGCUGGAAGCUCACGCUGCUCAUCCUGUGUUUCCUGCCCUUCAUCGCUUUGUCUGGUGGUUUCCAGGCCAAGAUGCUCACUGGAUUUGCCAAGCAAGACAAACAAGCUAUGGAGGCUGCUGGACAGAUUUCAGGUGAAGCCCUCAAUAACAUUCGCACCAUAGCUGGUCUUGGAAAGGAGAGGAAUUUUGUGGACACGUAUAUUGCGCAACUGGAUGCUCCUUACCAGGCAGCCCUGAAGAAGGCUAACGUCUACGGGGCUUGUUAUGGUUUCGCCCAGUGUGUUGUCUUCCUAACCAACUCUGCCUCUUAUCGGUUUGGGGGAUACUUGGUACGCCAAGAGGGACUCCAUUUCAGCUUGGUGUUCAGGGUCAUUUCUGCCAUCGUGACAAGCGGCACAGCCCUGGGUAGAGCCUCAUCCUACACCCCUGACUAUGCCAAGGCCAAGAUUUCAGCAGCACGCUUUUUCCAGCUGCUGGACCGAGUGCCCAAGAUUAGCGUGUACAGUGACAAAGGAGAUAAAUGGGAUAACUUCCAAGGCAACAUUGAGUUCAUUGACUGCAAGUUCACUUACCCGACCCGACCAGACAUCCAGGUCCUCAAUGGGUUGAAUGUGGCAGUGAAGCCCGGGCAGACGUUGGCCUUUGUGGGUAGCAGCGGCUGUGGGAAGAGCACAAGUGUGCAGCUUCUGGAAAGAUUUUAUGACCCCGAUAAAGGCAAAGUGCUGAUUGAUGGUCGCGAUUCGACUCGCGUCAACGUGCCUUUUCUGCGAUCCAGAAUUGGCAUUGUGUCCCAGGAGCCAAUCUUGUUUGACUCCAGCAUCUUGGAAAACAUCAAAUACGGCGACAACUCACGGAACAUCAGCAUGGACGAGGUCAUCUCAGCUGCCAAAAAAUCACAGCUCCAUGACUUUGUCAUGUCUCUACCUGAGAAAUACGACACCAACGUGGGUGCCCAGGGUUCUCAGUUGUCUCGUGGCCAGAAGCAGCGCAUUGCUAUCGCUAGGGCAAUCAUACGUGAUCCUAAGAUCCUGCUUCUGGAUGAAGCCACCUCUGCUCUAGACACAGAGAGUGAGAAGACGGUGCAAGCUGCUCUGGACAAAGCUCGAGAGGGCAGGACCUGCAUCGUUAUCGCCCAUCGCCUAUCCACCAUUCAGAACUCCGACAUCAUCGCUGUCAUGUCCCGAGGCUACGUGAUUGAGAAGGGAACACAUGACCAUCUUAUGGCCCUCAAGAGUGCUUAUUACAAGCUGGUCACCACUGGAGCACCAAUCAGCUAAUGGCUCCAAGAGUGUAAACAAUUGGAAACAGAGAUGAGCAGAGUGUUUGUCUGAGGUGAUGAGGUCACGUACAAGCUGAUGGAACAUCAAAAAGUAACUUGAAUCUGUUCACUAUUAAAGUGUAUUUAUUUGUGUGGAAAUACCCUGUUGUACUGAAGAUUUGCUGAGCUCUUUUGAGACUACUGUCAUCUUAUGUUUGUUUUUGUUUGGUAUUAUCAGAAUGUAACAAGUGAGUUAGUCACUUGGGAAAUAUCCUAGCACACUACAAUCAAAAGGAUUAGAUUAUGAUGUGAAUGAAAGACAGAAAAACAUACCUUUUCUUUUUUUUCUUUCUUUCUUAAAGCAAGUACCGCAUUUUCUGCACUAUAAGGCGCACC
Syngnathus acus (greater pipefish) is the source of this 4686-nucleotide messenger RNA. Its product is annotated as bile salt export pump-like. Gene Ontology annotation, biological process: transmembrane transport. NCBI's taxonomy places the organism in Eukaryota, Metazoa, Chordata, Actinopteri, Syngnathiformes, Syngnathidae. Gene Ontology annotation, molecular function: ATP binding; ABC-type transporter activity; ATP hydrolysis activity. The record is from RefSeq and is a predicted model, not a curated record. Gene Ontology annotation, cellular component: membrane. Bases 224 to 4309 code for a protein of 1361 amino acids. The transcript is spliced from 29 exons.